Orcinus orca (killer whale) is the source of this 515-nucleotide messenger RNA. Its product is annotated as barrier-to-autointegration factor-like. Gene Ontology annotation, molecular function: DNA binding. Lineage: Eukaryota; Metazoa; Chordata; Mammalia; Artiodactyla; Delphinidae. The transcript is spliced from 2 exons. The record is from RefSeq and is a predicted model, not a curated record. Bases 1 to 333 code for a protein of 110 amino acids.
AUGGCGAGGAGAUGCCGUUACGGAAACCGGAGCUACAGGAUUCCCCGAUUAAGCCUGAUCAAGACGACAACCUCCCAAAAGCACAGAGACUUCAUGGCAGAGCCCGUGGGGGAAAAGCCAGCCGGAAGCCUGGCCGGGAUUGGCGAAGUCCUGGGCAAGAAGCUGGAGGAAAGGGACUUUGACAAGGCCUAUGUGGUCCUUGGUCAGUUUCUGGUGCUAAAGAAAGAUGAAGAUCUUUUCCGGGAAUGGCCGAAGGACACGUGCGGCGCCAACGCCAAGCAGUCGCGGGAUUGCUUCGGUUGCCUUCGAGAGUGGUGCGACGUGUUCUUGUGAUGCUCUCUGGGGAGCCCCCGACCCCGAGCCCCAGCACUAAGUCUCCAGAGUUUGCAGCCAAGUGAGGACUCCUCCCCCGUCCUCUACAAAGGAAAAGAUUGCUGUUGUCAUGCGCAGCUCCCAUGUACUCCAGGGUCUUUGGGGAGUUCUCUUCCCUCACCUUUCAACGUUUUUGGAAUUCU